Messenger RNA from Brassica oleracea var. oleracea, 750 nucleotides. RefSeq lists its product as uncharacterized. Gene Ontology annotation, biological process: maturation of 5.8S rRNA. Lineage: Eukaryota; Viridiplantae; Streptophyta; Magnoliopsida; Brassicales; Brassicaceae. The record is from RefSeq and is a predicted model, not a curated record. The transcript has 5 exons. The coding region runs from base 56 to 565 and encodes 169 amino acids.
UACACGAAAACACUCGAGUUUUGUUCCUCCUCCUCGCCGGCACCGGGAAGCUACGAUGGCGAAGAAAGAGAUUAGUAGCACUCUGAGAAACCUAAAGUUUAUGCAAAGGUCUGCUCUCAAAGAGGAGAAGAAGAAGAAGAUUGAUGAAGAGCCUAACGAGAGCUUUCCUUCCCUUGGAACUGUUGCAAAGAAGUGUGUGGUAAUAACAGACUGGGAUCCUCAGCCAGGAGCAUCGUUAGGACGCAUGUCGUUUCAGUCUUUCAACCCUUCUAUCGAGAAACUGAAUGAAGAGGCGAUAAGCGGUGGACAAACAGAUGCUUCUCCCACAAGCUCUAGCAGUAACGGUGGAAGAAUGUCUUUCAGUGAACCGAAGAAGGUUGAGACAAGCCGGGAAACAAAUGGUGGUGACUUGAAAAGGAAACAGCCCGAGGAACAAAACCAUCCAAGCAAGUCCGUGAGGAGCAGCGACAAACCAUCACCAAGCAACAGACAAGGCGAUGAUGGUUUCAAGAAACCCAAGAGCUGGAGCGGUUUGAAACCACCAAAACCUCAAACCAAAAAUUAGCUAAAGCUCAGCGACCUAGUUCAAAUUAGUUCACAUGUUUUAUUAGAUCAUUCGUCGCCCGCUGUCUGUAUCAUCAUUCACAUGGUGUUGAUGGUUGUUUUGUGCUUGUGUUUAGCUCCAGAUAUAUGAUGAAACGGUUUUGACUUUCAAUUAAGAUUACUACAAGUAUCAUUCAUGUGAUCAAA